AUGGACACACUUAUAUGGAAAAUUUUGCCUAAGGAUAUCUUACACUGUAGUUUUUGCGAUUCAGUUACACACUGCAAGUGUGCAGGAAUUUCUGAUUCAUCAUUUAAAGAAUUUCAGAAUGCCUCUGGUUUUCUGUGGAGUUGUGACAGUUGUCAGGAUCAGGUUGAGGCUGUUAAAUCCUGUAAGAAAUUGAGUGAUAUAGCUGAUAAUAUAAAGAAAAUUCAGGACUGCAACAGCACAAUCAACGCUCAGAUUAAAGAUAUCAAGGCAAGGGUUGAUGAAAGAACAACUGAUUGUGAUGUUGAUGGCAAAAUGAGUAUACUUCAAGAUAAUCUUAGUAAGUCAUUUGCUGAAGUGUUGAAGGGUAUGGUUGCUAAAAAUAAUGAUAUUCUUGUUAAUAAAAUGAAAGCACUUCAAGUGGAUUUGAAAGUCAUAUUCUGA
Messenger RNA from Helobdella robusta, 441 nucleotides. RefSeq lists its product as hypothetical. The coding region runs from base 1 to 441 and encodes 146 amino acids. The record is from RefSeq and is a predicted model, not a curated record. The transcript is spliced from 2 exons. Lineage: Eukaryota; Metazoa; Annelida; Clitellata; Rhynchobdellida; Glossiphoniidae.